AUGGCUGCGCAGCGGCGGGUGGCGCCGCGCGGCCCCGACAGCGGCGGGGCGUAUCUCGGGGACCAUCACCACCGCCGCCGCCGCCGCCGCAGCGGUGCGGGGAGCGGCGCCCCGCGGGAGCCGCGGCGGAGGUGGCUGGCGGCGGCCGCGCUCCUCCUCCCCGCCGCGCUUCUCGGCGCCCUCCUGGGCUGGAGCUGCCUGCGUGCCGAGGAGGGCGUCGCCGAGGUGCUGGCUCGCCACCAGGAGCACCUGCGGGACAGGUUCGUCGAGGUGCCCUGCUCUGAGGACUAUGACCGCCACAGAAGAUACGAAGGGUGCACUCCUAGAAAGUGUGGAAGAGGCGUAACCGAUGCAGUGAUCACGAGGGAAGAAGCUGAAAGAAUCCGUAGAAUAGCAGAGAGGGGACUGUCCUUGGGAGGAUCUGAUGGAGGGGCUUCAAUUUUGGAUUUACACUCUGGAGCUCUUUCGCUGGGGAAGCAUUUUGUCAAUCUGUAUAGGUACUUUGGGGACAAAAUUCAUGACAUCUUCACAGAAGAGGAUUUUGCAUUAUAUCGUGAUGUAAGGCAGCGAAUUCAGCAGAGAAUUGCUCAGACGUUUGAUAUCAGCUCCUCUUCGCUGUACCUGACGAAGCCGACGUUCUUCUCAAGAAUAAAUAACACAGAAGCCAAAACAACGCAUGAUGAAUACUGGCACCCACACAUUGACAAGGUAACUUACGGCUCUUUUGAUUACACUUCGCUGCUUUAUCUCUCUGACUACGCUGAAGAUUUUGGUGGUGGACGGUUUGUGUUUAUGGAUGCAGGUUCCAACAAGACUAUUGAGCCCCGAGCAGGCCGGGUUUCCUUUUUCACCUCUGGAUCGGAGAACCUUCAUCGGGUGGAAAAGGUUCACUGGGGCACUCGCUAUGCCAUCACCAUCUCCUUCACUUGCAACCCAGACCAUGGCAUAGGGGAUCCAGUCUUGAUGUAAUUCUUCCUGGGAUGGAGCAUGAAGUCAAAUGGAAUAAGAGAAGCCCUGCAAGGGAAGGGGAAAAAUAUAGAUAACAUUCUGUUAAAACUCAUGUUCAUUUCGAAUUUCCCAGUUGGAUUAAUAUUUUGUAAUGCAUUUCGUUUUCAUCAUGUUGUUUUCUGUAAAUGUUGUGAACAAUGCCUUAAGGACCAUCUUAAAUUUGGUAUAUACUGUAAAUGUUCUGGCCUUUAUGUUCUAAGGGGAUAGGCUACCAACCAAGAAGAGUCCUGGGGUGCUUAUUUUUUUCUUUUUUAAUUCUUCUGUUUAAAAAAUACGAAACAUCUUUUGGACUGUGUCCUGAUAUGACUCCCCGUGCUGCUGUUAUUAACAGCUUCAGUCUCUUCCAUUACUAAUGGGAUAUAGAAAGUUUCACGGAAAUUAAUACAGCAGAUGAGCAUUAUUUUGCUGAACAUACUUUUUAUUGAGAGAGGAAUGUAUUCUCCUUGGCAUGGGCAUUAGUUGGCAAUACAGCUGUAGGUUGACUACUGGAACUUACUUGAACUGUUUUUUUGUUUGUUUUUUAAUUUUUAAGUAAAUUGCUAUAGAUUUUCUGCUACAGACAGGGAGUAGUUAAUACAAAAUCAGAAAUACAAUUCUUUGGUUAGCUGGAAAGCACAGAGCUCUUGAAUCACAAAUGUUGCAGUACACUCGGGAAUGGCACCGCAUUAGGUCCCUCUGAGCAGAAAACAGCAUUCUGAACUUGCCUUCCGUUUCUCUGCACCUGCUUAAUGAAAGUGGUUAUAGUCUCUUGGACCUUCAAUUUUAGUGCCCUAUGCACAAUGCAGGAUUUCACUGGGGUGCCCAUGAAGAGUCCUGAUUUCUCAGUACUGCUGUCUGUUGUUUCUGUGCCAUAGAGACCUUCAACUACUUUGGAUGCAGCUGGCCCUGUAGCUUUAGCAGCAUGGAGCUAAGCAGGCCCUGCCAGCUUCUCCUUUCUACAGAAGUUGUCCAAAUGCUCAGGCAGCUAGUCUGAGCUCCAUGCUGUGACAGCGGUACUACUGAUGCUGUCUAAACAAGUUAAUGUAUCCCUCUUGGAUUGCAGUAGUGGAAUUUUCAGAAGCUCUCAACAUUGGUAUGUUAUUUUCAUUGUAAUAUGAAGUCCACAGGGAGUCAAAUUAGGCAGUGCUGAAAACAAGCAAAAAGCCUUCUCUGUAACAAGGUUGACAAUCCCAUACUAUAGCUGAGAGCUCUUUGUGGCAAUGGCUUGGCCACACAAGCCUGUCUUUGGAGCAAAUAUAAAAGGGAGAGACAGACAGAGGUAGUCCAUCAGUCUUCUGGAUUCAUCUGAGUGAGUAAUUCCCAGCUAGGACAACAGGACUUGGGAGAGGACAUGGCUGAGAAGAAAGCUAAUUCCUUUGGUGGUUUUCCAUGGACCGGUUCUGGCCUUCUUAGACUGGAUCCUGUAAAUCCUGAUCCUGUGGAUUCUGCCUUGGAAGGCUGGGUAACAAAACCACCAGUGAAGGAGAUUGGUGUCCUCCUACAUUUUAGAUUGAAAUGGUACGGGGUUGGAGUUGUUAUACAUCCAUAUCUGGCUCAGAAACAGACACUUCAUAUUGAAGAUGGUAAAAUACUUUGGAAACAUGUUUAUUGGGCCUAAACUUAAGAUUAAAUUGAAGGAAGCUCUAAUUUUUGUUAAUUGUUUCCACAACUACAAAUCUUGUGGCAUGAAAUACUGUGUUUACCUUGUCCAGAGCAAUGUUUUAGCUGCUUCAGAAAGUUUCUCAGUAGGUCUUUUUGAACUUCUUGUUUAAUAUGAAGACUUUUUUCUAUUAACUGUGAUCAUUGGUCUGUGGUGUUAAUAGAAUAAUAAAUUCCAAGAACUUCAGAAAAGAGGCAUCACAUUGUAAUGCAGAUGAAGUAAUGAAAAAAAUGUGUAAUCUUGUGAACUACCUUCCUUUGUUAUUAUAGUCAAAGGUGUUUUGCAGAGCAGCACAUUGAUAAGUAAAUGGUAGGAAAAACUAUUUUUUUCCCUCAAAAUCUAAAGCAAACAUGUUGAUUCAGUUCACUAAUAAUCUGUAUCAUUUUUAAGACAAUUUUUGUUAAUCUGGAAGUCUGGUUUGAUUUUUCCUGUACACAAGUUUCAUCAUUAUUUUAAUCUACUUCUAAUGGAAAUACUAAAUAUUGGAGGAUUACACUGAAAAUCAGUAUAAAGAGGAGUGAUGACUGAAUACUUACAUCUUUUUUAUUGGUUGUAUUCUCAGCUGGCACACCAGCAAGAUUAGUUUUCUAUCAUUUCUUUUUUCUUUUUUUCUAUCAUUUCUUUCUUUUUCUUUUUUUUUUCUUUUUCUUUUUUUGUUUUUGUUUUUGUUCUCAAACCUGAAAGAGACUGAACACUUCCUUGUCCUUGCUAGCAAGGAAGAAUUGUUGCAAUGGCUGAAUGCUAGGAAAUAGUAAAGUUAGUUGGGCUGUGUAUCUAAAUACUUGCUUCAAAGACUGUUAAUUCAGUUUGCAUUACACUUCAGUUGGUCAUCUGUAUGAAGACAGAUCAACAUCACCAGCAACUGAUUUAUUGGAUUAAAACUCAGUUCCUGCAGUCCUCCUUGUCAGUUAAAUGCAUGGCCUUUUCCACAAAAAAGAUUUGAUAUUACUGGGAGCUAAAUACCUGGGGACCGUUAGAUCUGGAUUGUGAUUCUCCAGGUUGAGGUCCUCUGUUCUAAAAUUUCUCACUUCCCUGUAUGUCCUAUCACUGCUCUAUGACACUGUCAUGUAAAUGAAUAGUGUUUUGUCACUCUGGAAGUGUUUUUUAUUUCCUUCUGUCUAUCAGGCUGGCUUUGAGUUACACUAAAUGAAAAUGACACUUCUUUCAGCGCUGCCCUCCAUAAAAAUAUUGCUUUUCAAGAACAUUUUACAUCUUGGGGGGAAUCUCAGCUAGCCUCCUCUCAGGUUUUAAUCUUUCAGAAGUCCUGUGCAUUGUAGUAAUUUCAGAUCACGGUGCAUUUCUUCCCCGCUGUGAAUUGAGUGACAUUCAGAAAUAAAAUCAACUUGGUAUGUG
Molecule: messenger RNA, 4000 nt
Organism: Rhea pennata
Lineage: Eukaryota; Metazoa; Chordata; Aves; Rheiformes; Rheidae
Gene: OGFOD3
Product: 2-oxoglutarate and iron dependent oxygenase domain containing 3
Exons: 9
Coding region: 1-969 (322 amino acids)
Cellular component (GO): membrane
Molecular function (GO): iron ion binding; L-ascorbic acid binding; oxidoreductase activity, acting on paired donors, with incorporation or reduction of molecular oxygen
Source: RefSeq, a predicted model, not a curated record